AUGUCUUUACACGGUGAAGCCCACGAACAUUCAUUACUUGCUGAAGUGAUUCGCGGUGAGCUUCUCAAAAAGCUGUCAAACAAGGCGCGAAUUCUUCUACCAUUCGAUGAGGAUAAGAGAGAUUUCGACAAGGCCAAUCUGCGCUUCACUCAGUAUGAACGUCCAACAUACCUUGCUGUAGUUGAGCCCAGCUGUGAACAAGACGUAAUCAACGCUGUCAACUAUGCACGGGAGAAGGGAAUUCCAUUUACGCCCCGCGGUGGCCAUCAUGCAGUCACGAGUACGAUGAGACACUUCCAAAAUGGAUUGUGCAUCAACAUGCGUCCUCUCAACCAGAUGCGAUGGGAUUCCGAGUACCAGCAGAUCACGGUUGGUGGAGGGACUCUAACAGACGAAUUUGUGCAUUUCGCGCACGACUUGGGCAUGGAAGUUAGUAUCAUUGGUGUCUCCUUCGGCGCGGGUCUGGGUCGCCUUCAGGGCAAGUAUGGGUUUCUCAACGACAACAUGGUGUCCUGCAAGCUUGUACUUGCUGAUGGAAGUGUGCUUAUCGCCUCAAAAGAUUCACAUGCGGACCUAUUUUGGGCCAUCCGUGGAGCCGGCCACAACUUCGGCAUCGCACUUGAAGCCACAUUCCAAGUGUAUCCGCAAGCGCAUGGUGGUAUACACCAUACUUGGGACUUAGAGUACACACUAGAUCAGUGUGACGAAGUCUUUGAUACACUGAACAGUGUUCACGAGACUAUGCCCGCUGAACUGGCAAUUUUUGUCCUGUGGAUGCGUCAGAGUAGUGGUCGCAAGCACGUCAUCCUCGUCAACCUAGUCUGGUCUGGACCAGUAGCGGAUGCAUCUCCAUAUAUUCAACGCUUCGAGUCUCUUCGCCCUGUUCUUAAUAGUGGGUGCACGUCGGUGCCAUGGCCGGAGUUACCUUUCUGCACCUACAAAGAGAUAAACAAGCUCUACUGCAAGCCUGAGGUAUGGCUUCGAGGGCCCUUGAAGAUCAUGGGCGCCGCAUGCGUCGAAAAGUUCGAUCUCAGGACAACUCGCGAGUUCUUUGAGAGCGUCAAGGUCAUGAGCGAAGAGUGGGAAGACCGCGGCUGGUUCGGUGCUAUGUUUGAGUGCCUACCUGACCAGCGCGCACUGAUCUCAGAUAUUAGGAUGCUGAACGCCACUCCAAAGCGGAUCGAAGAUCGCGCAAUCUUCGAGAACCAUCUCGAUCACUGGAAGCAACGCUUCGUUGAGACGUCUGGGUACGGACGGCUGCAGCAGUACGUGAACUACGGCAAUACUACUUCAUCUUUGCAGGAUUCGCUCGAGGCACUGUAUGGUUACGAGCCAUGGAGACUGGAGAAAUUGCGACUUCUUAAGCAGAAGUAUGACCCUGACAAUAUGUUUCGAUGGUACCAGCCAAUCGUGCAGCCAUGA
This is a messenger RNA of Parastagonospora nodorum SN15, 1422 nucleotides long. RefSeq lists its product as hypothetical. The transcript has 4 exons. The record is from RefSeq and is a predicted model, not a curated record. Bases 1 to 1422 code for a protein of 473 amino acids. NCBI's taxonomy places the organism in Eukaryota, Fungi, Ascomycota, Dothideomycetes, Pleosporales, Phaeosphaeriaceae. Gene Ontology annotation, molecular function: FAD binding; oxidoreductase activity.